Messenger RNA from Solanum dulcamara, 1765 nucleotides. Its product is annotated as zinc finger CCCH domain-containing protein 62. The transcript has 9 exons. The record is from RefSeq and is a predicted model, not a curated record. Lineage: Eukaryota; Viridiplantae; Streptophyta; Magnoliopsida; Solanales; Solanaceae. The coding region runs from base 105 to 1535 and encodes 476 amino acids.
ACACAGCUUUCUUCUUAAAAAAUCGCGUUCGUGAAUAAUGGACCUUAUAAUUGGGGCAUUUUGAAUGAAAUGGGUACUCUGCUCAAAUAAUAGUCUCAUUGAGAAUGGCGAAUAGGAGUAGAGCAAAACGCAGUGUCAUUGAGAUUUCCUCUUCUUCCGAACAAGGAAAUGGCGAUGAUGAAGAAGAAGAAGGAGGAAGUUCAGAAGAAUCAGAACCAUUAUCAGAAUCGGAUGACGAUUUUGACUCCUCCGCCUCAAGCAAGAGCGAGAGCGAGAGCGACGGUGAUUCCGAAGAUGAGGAGGAGUCUUUUUCUUCCGGGUCUCUAGAGGAUAUCCAAGAGGAAGGUGAGGAUUCGGGAAGCGAUAGAGUCCUUCGCCUUCUCCAAGGUGGUGAAGAAUUGAGGAAGCUAAGGGCAGGAUUGGGGAAGCUGACAUUGACGGACUAUAAAGCAUAUUUGCGAUUGAAUGGGUUGAGGUUAUCAGGUACGAAAGAAGAAUGUAUACAGAGGAUCAUAGAGCACUGGAGGUAUGUUUUAGUGCUGAAAGAUGGAAAUGGUCAAAGACAGUAUCCCAGAUCAUCUUUUACCAUAGACUGUACCGGUGAUGUAUGUAAAGGUGAUGUUGUAUUAUUCACACAGAGAGUGUACAAAAAUUUUGACAAGAUGACAAGGGGUGGAGAACAAUUAGGGAAGAGAACCAUCACUGGUAGGAUUGUGAAGGAGAGUUAUGGCGCUGCCAAACAGCAGCAUACCUUUACGGUUGAGGUGCUAUGGAGCCAAGGGGUUAAACAAUUACCUCCACUUUUUCCGUUGCUCCUGAAGGGACGAAACCUUUAUAAAUUGAAGACUUUCAGACAGAGAUGGAAGGAUGAAGAGGAAAGACUAGAAGUGCUUGCAGAGAAGCACAAACGUGGAGAAGAAGCAAGAUUUAUUAGAGCAACAAGAAAAUCAAAAUCAAUAAAGCCGACAAAAGCAUCCUCUAAAAACAAAGGUAACAAGCGCCAGAAACUUGAUCAUCAUAGGAAGCCAAGCGAAAUGAUGCGGACAAGCAAUGUGAAACAUAAGUAUUCUAUUGAUGAACGUGGGAAAGCAAUGGCGGGAAGCAAAAGAACGAAAAACCAUCAGCGAAAGCCUCAUCUACCAGGAAGAUUGAAUUUUGCAGAGUCCAGAAACAGUAGACCCCCUAUGAGGAAUCCAAACUUUGUACCUGCCAUUAGGGAGAUCUCAUUGCAGUUCAAUUAUCCUUCAGUAAAUAAUUUCGGUCAUUUUGAAUCAGAUUCUUUCAGACAAAGAGUACCAUAUUCCCAUUCAUCUAACUGGGGCUCAGCACCAAGAUCACAUUUAAGCUCUUACUCCUCUCAUACUUUGCCUGCUCCAGAACAUCAACAAUAUGGUCAUGGAAGUUAUCCAAGUUCUUCAUACACUAGGUAUGUAUCUCAGCCUAGUAAUUAUCCUCAUUCCCCUGCCAUGGUGGGUACUCAUAGAUCAUCUGGCUCAAUCCCAUUUGUAAACUAUGAACGUAGAUGGAACUCUUAGCUUUUUGUCUUUCUCUUGCUCUGGCUUGUGCUCUGCACAUAGCAGCAGCAAGGGGUUUACAUAAACAAAAUAGUGUAAGGGGUCUUAAACUGACAUUUGGAACAUUGCCUUGUAGUAAAUGUCGAAUUCCAAAUAUCUGUACAGCAAUUUGAAGAAGUGUUUUGUCUUUAAUUGGUAUACUAAAAUUCUGUUCUUUUUUGGUAUUCAAGAGUUAACCAUUGAAUCCUGUU